AUGUCUCUCAAACACCUACUGAACGAUGACGAUAUCGAAUAUUAUCGUGCGUCCGUCUCUCCUCAGAACUGGAAUGACUAUGGAGAUUUUCAAAGCAUUGAGCCGCAGUUAUGGGAUCCACGUUUUGAAGAGAUACCUGCACCUAUCGCAUUCACUGGUGACAGCGUCGCACAGCUCUCAUACGGGAUGAAUCUCGAUGUAGACUUGGAGAUGUAUACAAGUGAGCGCGACCAAAGCGAGCAAUGGACCAAGGAUGAUAUCCUCCAGGUGGGCUCGUCCACUAGCUACAACUCUAUUAUCAGAGCCGAGUAUCUGUGUUAUGGGACAAUCUGUCGAGCUGCCGUCAAACUUUGCGGCGACAUGAUGGAGCUAGACAAGAAGCUGGUUUCAACGGCCACAAGUCCCGUAACAGGUCAUCUUCAGCUGGCACUGCAAAAGUCUGAGACGCAAUUCCUUGUCAUCUUUCCUGACGGUCAGGUGUUAGGGGAGAUUAAUGCACAACUAGAGAGAGCAUUUACCAGCAUUGAAGAGCAGUGCCUGCAGGUCGAUUUUGAGGUCUUCGUCCCCACAAGAGCAACUAGAGAAAUCAUGAGCAGGGCUAUGAAAGGGCAGGAUGCCGUGGUUCGGGUACAGAUCAAUGUAUACGGUUCUGGGGCUAGCGCUGACAGUGUUGGCCAAGAAUUGAGCCAAAACAAGGUCUACCUCCAGCGCCCAGACUAUAUCCGAGAGGGUACCACUUAUGAGAAUCCGCACGUAUUGAAGUUUUCGGACGACUGUAGCACGAUGAAAAUACCGAACGUCGGCACAGACGAACUGAGUAGUAGUAAUGCUGCUAGCGAGACAUUUCAGCAAGUCAUCACCAAUGUCUAUUCCUCUCUCACCCGCCACGAAAACUUGAAAGGCCUGGAAGGCCACGAACGUCUACGAACAUCCCUUUUGGAUCAUCAAAAAACAGCGCUCGAGUUUAUGUCGCAACGCGAGGAUGGUCCAGUACCAAGUGAGUAUCAACUUUGGAAGCCGGUCGAACGUGAAGGUCAACCUUGCUUUCGACACAGCAUCACUGGCACAGUCAGCAGACUUGAUCACACGGAAAUUGGCGGGGGUAUACUAGCUGAUGAGAUGGGUAUGGGUAAAACUCUGUUAAUGUUGGCCCUGAUCAUCCGCACGCUCGAUGCGGCGCACCAGUUUGCGCUCGAAACCCCUUUGCAAAUUGCACAGGGAAGUUUGCUAUUGAAGAAUCGGUCUAGAGCUACACUGAUUGUAGCCUCCUCUGAUCUAAUGAUCAAUGAAUGGCUUCAGGAACUCACGAAACACUUCGGCACCGCUGAGGAUCAUAUGCUCAAAAUCAUCAAAUAUCAUGGGCAGAAACGGAUACGUUCUUUGGAUAAAUUGUGCGAUGCCGACCUUGUUUUAAGCUCGUAUCACACAAUAUCGAAAGACUACACCAAUGCUAGAGGUCUGUUAAACGAAGUGGAGUGGUACAGACUAGUCUUAGAUGAGGCUCACAUCAUCCGCCGCCAAAACACGGGCCUUAACCGAACUGUAGCGGACCUCCAAGCAAGGUCAAGGUGGUGCCUGACUGGCACUCCGAUACAGAAUCGCCUAGAAGAUAUUGGCUCACUGUUCGCUUUCCUGCGAAUCAACCCAUUGCACAGUCUAUCUGCGUUCAAGAAGUCUAUAGCAGUACCUUUUGAGGAAGGCGGGAAGCGCCAAAAGCUCGCCAUUGAUCGAUUCACGCAGCUGUUCGACUCAAUGUGUCUCCGUCGGACAAAAGACCUACUUCAUCUCCCCGAUCCAGAAAGUCGUAUCCACAAGAUCACACUAUCUCCCGAAGAGCGGGCGCAGUACGAGCAAACUCGUCGAAUUAUGGUUCGCGCUGUUAAGAAUCAGGUUAGCGUGUUCGAUCAGAAGAGUACACUAGGCAUGUUCCAAAUCCAGCUCCAGUUGCGCAUUCUUUGCAAUCAUGGGACCUGGCAGCAGCUCUUCUCUUGGAGUCGUCGUAAAUUGUACUUGUUGGAUGAAAGAGAAGCAAAGGAAGCCGAUGUGGGAAGCGACGGCGAAGCCACCUGUUCUGCGUGUCGCCAAACAAUGCCUUUGUUUGGUCUUGGCUCGAUGUUCCAACGCUACGAAGAGAAUUGUCGACAUAUUCUUUGCUCUGAAUGUCUUGAACAAAGUACACAAGGCGUUCAAGACUGUCUGCCGACAAGCUGCCCACUGUGCACCUCUCUUUGGAACUCAUCGAAACAUGUGCAACGCGCAAGAGGUCAAUCCCAGGAAGAUAUGUACUUCCGAGCAGAGGGCAAAUCUUCCAAGGUGGAAACGCUCAUGAGGGAUGUGAUGAAGGACAUAUCGAUAACCAAAAGCAUCAUCUUUACCUGUUGGACACGAACAUUGGAUUUGAUCCAACUUCACCUAUUAAGAGAGAAACUUACUCCUAACAACUUCAAACGCAUCGAUGGCGACUGUCCAACAAGCAAACGAGAGAAGAUACUAGAAGAAUUCGAAAAAAGCCCUGCUUUGCAUGUUCUGAUCAUGACUACUGGUACAGGGGCUGUAGGUCUUAACCUCGCUAUUGCAAACAGAGUGUUUAUUGUCGAACCACAAUGGAACCCCUCUGUCGAGAACCAAGCAAUCGCUCGAGCCUUACGCCUUGGUCAGACACAAGCAGUGUUGGUCACCAGGUAUAUUGUUGAGAAAUCAGUUGAACAGGACAUGCAGAAGUUGCAAGAAGAAAAACUGAAGAAGUCGAACUUAGUCAAAAGCGGCUAG
Ascochyta rabiei is the source of this 2769-nucleotide messenger RNA. RefSeq lists its product as uncharacterized. The record is from RefSeq and is a predicted model, not a curated record. NCBI's taxonomy places the organism in Eukaryota, Fungi, Ascomycota, Dothideomycetes, Pleosporales, Didymellaceae. The transcript is spliced from 12 exons. Gene Ontology annotation, molecular function: ATP-dependent chromatin remodeler activity; ATP binding. The coding region runs from base 1 to 2769 and encodes 922 amino acids.